AUGAUUUAUUGUCCUUCAGGAAAAUUAGGGGAGUUCUCAAUUAAAUUCUCGACGAUUGCUUUGAUUGUGCAGGAAACAAGGUUGAAGACAAUUGCGGGGCAGUGCUUAGAUGGAAUCUCUGAGCUGGAACGGGGAUCUCGCAUUUUGGAUCAGUGCACGAUGGAUCGCUACCGAAAAAUCAUAGUUUAUAAAACGGCGUAUUAUAGUUUUCAUUGUCCCAUGAUCAGCGGGAUGCUGUUGGCAGGAGAAGACGAUUCUGAGCUUAUUGCUGCUGUCGGGAAGGUGCUUCUUCGCAUUGGCGAAUACUUCCAGACGCAAGACGACUACUUGGACUGUUACGGUGACGUGUCUGUAACGGGAAAGGUCGGUACUGACAUUCAAGACGGGAAAUGCACUUGGCUGCUGGUCAAGGCGCUAGAGAUUGCUGACCAGGCUCAAAAACAGAUCCUCGAGGAGAAUUAUGGACAGAAAUCGACCGAGUGCGUCGGGAAAGUGAAGCAAGUGUACGAAGAAUUGAAUAUUCAAGACGCGUUCAAGUCGUACGAGGAGCGGACGUUGAACGAGCUGAGGAACUCGAUUUGUUCCUUUGACGCGGGGGAAACGGUUUCUAUGCUCUUGCGUUCCAUUUUGAAUUUGAUCAAGCGAAGGGAUUGUUGA
Notodromas monacha is the source of this 657-nucleotide messenger RNA. The record is from the annotation of a GenBank genome assembly. Lineage: Eukaryota; Metazoa; Arthropoda; Ostracoda; Podocopida; Cyprididae.